Molecule: messenger RNA, 1709 nt
Organism: Cylicocyclus nassatus
Lineage: Eukaryota; Metazoa; Nematoda; Chromadorea; Rhabditida; Strongylidae
Source: the annotation of a GenBank genome assembly
CUCCAAAGAAGUUUACAAGAACCCGUUAACAGACAAUCAAGAAAGAAAUGAUCGUCAGGAAAGUAGUAAUCGGAUCGAGUUGCAAACUGUUGCUUUUACUUUUCGCUCAUAUAAAUGCAGAGUCAGAUACGUUCUCGAAGUUCUGCCUGAUGCCGUCAUAUUGUGGUAGCGGUACUCUAGAGAAUACUGCAAAGUGUACAGUAGUCUAUCCAAGAGAAAGUAAAGACGCUGGAGAGGCAGAAGACUUUUGUCACUCCGCAUCGCCUUAUACAUUGACUUCCUCUAAAUAUGGAAAGAAUACUACUUGUGUUCACGAAAGAGGCUAUGUUUGUGAAGAUGGAGAGCAAGAACUUUACGAUAACUGCCUGAUAAUGGUGGAACCACGAGGCGAUAAGUUUAGCAAUAAGUUGUGCCCAGAGGGAUACCAGUUACACGUUCUUGGAGGAAGAGAUGAAGCAAAAUGGAUUGCUAUCAUCUUCAGACAGUAUAAAGCUACAUGGAUAGGAAACUCAGGCGACAAUGCUCGUUUUCUUAAGCCAAAACUACAUCCUAACGCUAAAAAGAGAGGUCUUGAGACUACUAAAGGUAAACCUAUUUUUAUACGUUUGGCACAAGGUGCGAGAGAUGGGACUAAACGAGGCUGCGCGUAUUAUGGUACUGAAGAUAUGCAGAUGCCAUAUCUUUGCUCCAGAAAAGCCGAGCCUUACGAGGAAACUCAUCUGAAUUUGACGGAAAUUUUCGUGGAGCUUGGUAUCCCGUUCAUAGUAAUUCCAAACAAGAACGGAAACGAGCGCGUUUACGCGAACUUUGGAUUGCUGUUUGCCGUGGAAGCGGAGCAGUUUGAAGCGAAAAUGAAGAACCUUCAUAUUGCAUGCUAUUUGCUCCCAAAAGGCUUUGUUGCUUCUCAUGAUGAUUUUCUAAACGCUAACGAAUUUACCAGAACGAUGGACAAAUUCAAAGACUUAUCUUUUCGAGUUUCGAAAGGAAGGUCAGCGGCGUUUUCCAUGAAGGCGGAAAAGUGCGAAAAGGAAAAAUUGUUCAUGUCUAAUAGAAAACAUUGGAGCUACUACGACAAGAAAGGAGAUAGAUUUGAGUUUAAACCAGAGCACUGGAAAAACACGUACCCAGACAACAUGUGUGCCGACUUACCGAGAAUAACAGCCUUGAUGUUGAAGACAGGAUAUAUUGAUAUACCAGCAAUGGGACGUCGGCCUGUACUAUGUUCUACAGGUGGUCCAGAAGAACCUAAUAGACCAUUACGCAAAGGAGAAUCAUGCAAUAGGGCUGCUAAAUAUAAUCCAAAAACAAAACAGUGCGAGUGCAACUUUCCUGAAACUGAUGGGAGACUCCAAAACCCAAAAGUUUACGGUAAUUAUCCGCCUGGUAUAAUCUGUUUGAGUUGUAAGGAAAGCAAGGAGAAAAAAUCAAUAGUGUUUGUGUUCGAUAGGUCCGGAACCAUCAAUGUGACAGGAGUUCAUCAGGAACUGCGUUUUAUGAAAGAAGUCGCAAAGAACAUCAAAGGUUCUAGAACUGGUGCAGUAGUUCAAGAUAACAAUCCACGCGUUACCUUAAAUAUGGGCCAGUGGGACACUCAAGCGUUAUUCAAUUUUGUACAAGAGGCUGAAAGAGAACGCUACGAAGUACUCUCUGCUUGGACUGUGAUUGGUCGCGCCAUGUUUUUAGGAAGAAAGAUGUUAGAGGUACAGUAA